This is a messenger RNA of Nezara viridula (southern green stink bug), 1502 nucleotides long. The record is from the annotation of a GenBank genome assembly. Lineage: Eukaryota; Metazoa; Arthropoda; Insecta; Hemiptera; Pentatomidae.
CCGCUGGUUAGGUUGUUCGUUUCUCGUUCUUUUCUUUCUAAAUACGUCUUCUACGCUACGGAUCCUGAUCAGAAGACAUUCUGACGAGACGAGAUCACUGCCGGAGUCAUUGCAGAAAAGGAGGAGGAAGGAGGGUGUAGAGAUGUCGGAUAAGGGAUGAGAUGGUCGGAGACAAGGGGAUAACCCUUAAUGCCAACAAUAAUAACCAGCAGCCAGGAACACCAUACGAAAAAUCGGUGCAUAAUUUGCACCAUGACCAGAAGUGGCAAGAGGAGGCCAGUGUGGGGAAACGUGUCGCACUCUAUCGGCUCCAAGGGGAGCUAGGCCGGGGAAACUUCUCAACUGUCAAGCUGGGCACUCAUGAACUUACAAAGGAGAGAGUUGCUGUAAAAAUCCUUGACAAAUCGAAGUUGACCCCAAAGGCCAAAAAAAUGUUAGCCAAAGAAAUUUCAAGCAUGGAAUCAGUACAUCAUAAGAAUAUCAUUAGGUUAUUUGAGGUAGUAGAAACAUAUACUAAAUUACACUUGGUAAUGGAAUUCGUAAAUGGUGGAGAAUUAUACCAUCGUCUUACAACUGAUGGAAAAAUGAAAGAACCAGAGGCCAAACUAGCCUUUGCUCAAAUAUUGUCUGCUGUAAAACACAUACAUGAAAGAAAUAUCAUACAUAGAGAUAUAAAGGCUGAAAAUGUGUUUUGUGGCCCAAGAGGAAUUGUCAAACUGGGAGACUUUGGUUUCAGUACAAAAGUUUCGGGAGGGGAAGAGCUAAAAACGUUUUGUGGUUCUCCACCAUAUGCAGCUCCAGAGUUGUUUAAAGAUGAUAGUUAUUCUGGACCACCAGUUGAUAUUUGGGCACUCGGUGUACUAUUAUUUUUUAUGCUGACUGGUCAGAUGCCCUUCCCAGCUGAUUCGAUUGCUGGUCUCAAAAGGAGUAUACUUUUAGGCGUUAUUACCGCUCCUGCACACCUUUCUUUACCAGCUAGAACUCUAAUAAGAGCUAUCCUGAGGCAAAAUCCAUCAGAGAGGUAUACUAUUGAUCAAAUUUCUUCAGCAGAAUGGAUGAAUGGAACUUCUAUCAAUGGUGGUCUUUGUGAAAGUUGGACUCUAACUCCAACGAUUGGUACUGAAAAAGAAAUGUCAAAAGAAGAAAAGGCUGCACGUGAACGUCUUGAAUCACUAGGUAUAAAAGCUGAACAGCUGGAAGCUGAAAUUGGGAAAGGUGCCAGGAGUCCACUGGUUGCAACUUAUCGCAUUGUCAUUCAUAGGCUACUAGCAAUUCCAAACAAUGUACAACCGACUAAACCUCAAAAGUCCCGUGCAUGUGCCCUAUUAUAAUUUAAACUUAUAUGUUAUUUAUUAAAUUUGAUGUACCUAUAACCAUAUCAGCAAUCAUUAUGUAUUUUUAUGUUUCAUUUUAUAUUUAUAACCAUAGUACUAAAUAUUAUAAGUAUCUAUUUUAGAGAAUAUAACAAAAGCAAUGAACAAAAUGAUUUUUUUUUUUUAAAC